This is a messenger RNA of Aspergillus heteromorphus CBS 117.55, 1339 nucleotides long. Its product is annotated as ACL4 family protein. The record is from RefSeq and is a predicted model, not a curated record. The coding region runs from base 120 to 1328 and encodes 402 amino acids. The transcript is spliced from 2 exons. NCBI's taxonomy places the organism in Eukaryota, Fungi, Ascomycota, Eurotiomycetes, Eurotiales, Aspergillaceae. Gene Ontology annotation, molecular function: protein binding.
GUGCUUGUUCUUGUACUCGGGAUCAUUACUGACGAUAAAAUACUGUUCUUGUUCUAUUCCUCUUCUUUGUUUGCACCCAUAAAUUACACUGCAUUUCGAUUUAUUGCGGCCGAUAGACCAUGGGCAAACCCAGACCUCCUCAAAAAAAGAAGUCCUCCAAAUCUCGCGCAAAGUCCGUUCUGAGCGCGGGCGGCUCAGUCUCAAAACAGAAAAUGAACGAAGACCCUUCCAAGCUUCUCGAGCAGGCGACGACAGAGCUUCAGACCGGUCAACCAGAUGUUGCGCUUUCACUGGCUCAGCAAGCCCUCAACAGCGCCCCAGCCAACUCCCCAGCUCAAUUAUCGGCCUUGAUUACCGUUGGAGAAAUCUACGUCGAACUUGGCGAUAUUGACACUGGUAGGCAACAUUUCAUGCGCGCUGUCGAACUUGAUCCAAAUGGCACGAUACCCGAGUCCCAGGGAGGAGGAGCUGGAAAGUUCCUGUGGCUAGCUCAACUGAGCGAGCUCGGUGGGAGGGACAGUGUUCAGUGGUUUGAGAAGGGUGUGUCGUCUCUCAGGCAUACUAUUCAGCAGCUGGAGCAAAACCCCGGGCCGGAAGAGGCACUUGAACUUGUUGAGAAAAAACACAAGAUGGCAAAUGCUCUGUGUGGAGUUGCCGAAAUCUACAUGACCGACCUUUCGUGGGAAGAAGAUGCAGAAACUCGAUGCGAGACCCUCAUCACCGAAGCGAUUCUCGUUGCACCAAAUGCGCCUGAAGUACUACAAACCCUUGCAUCCAUUAGAAUCUCACAGCUGCGGACGGAGGAGGCCCAGGCCGCACUCACGAAGAGUCUCGCACUGUGGAAGGAUCUGCCGCCCGAGGACCCGACUGUCCCAGACUUCGCGACGAGAAUCAGUCUUUCCCGUCUUCUCAUGGAGGUUGGCAAGGAACUCGAGGCCUUGGAGGUUCUGGAACGCCUGAUCCUGGAAGAUGACCAGAGUGUGGAGGCAUGGUAUCUCGGAGGGUGGUGCUUGCAGCUGCUGGCUGGAAAGCAACAAGCCCCCACAGAUGGCGAAGAAGCCGAUGAAAGCCCAGAGGUCAAGCGACAUGCAUCGCUUGAUGCUAGCCGUGAAUGGCUCAAGCAAAGCUUGGCGCUAUACGAGGUUCUUCAAUAUGAAGACGAGAGACUUAAGGACCAUGCACUGGAAUUGGUCUCGGAAAUGAACAAAGAGCUGGGUGAGGAGAUGGACGACGACGAGGCCGGGGAGGAUGAGGACAACGAGGAAGGCUGGGAGGACGAGGAGAUCGAGGUGGAAUCUGACGGCGAUCACGAAAUGGCUGACUCAUAAAAAGUUGCAUG